Molecule: messenger RNA, 4367 nt
Organism: Asterias rubens (European starfish)
Lineage: Eukaryota; Metazoa; Echinodermata; Asteroidea; Forcipulatida; Asteriidae
Exons: 5
Coding region: 442-3390 (982 amino acids)
Molecular function (GO): protein binding
Source: RefSeq, a predicted model, not a curated record
CCUGCUCUAACUUUUGUACACAGAGGAAAAGCAUGAAUUGUUGUGUUGCCUACAAAUUAUUAGACCCAUAGGAAGGUUGUUUGAACAUGCAGACAUUAGCUGGCAAGCCAUCUCACAGAAGCAACAGUAACGUGGAUCCCGCUCCUACAUCCUCACUGCAGUAAAUUGUUUACUCACACAAUCAGGGACUGGAACUUCUUGGAGACGGACCCAGCCCAUCUCACCGUCCCUGAAUGCUUCCAAGAAUGUACUGAGAGUUUUUCAGGUAUCUUCAGGCGUAGUUGUUUUUGAGUUGGUUUCAUAUUCCCAAGUCAAGAGGAAAAAUAAAGUGUAUAAAAUUGGAGCCUCUGACCUGAGGGAUGAGAUGCUAUUGCAUUGGAUAAACUCGUAAGGGCAGUGUCCCAACAUUCAACAAGUAUUUGUUUCUCAUCAGAGAUCGACAUGGAGAAUGUAGACGUUAUUCCGGGACUCUUUAAACUUGAGCUCCCAAUCACUGACAAGAACAUCAACCAAGAUUCUGUGAAGAGAAAACUUCUUGACAUAGAGCAAGACUUGAGAACAAGGUUAGGUAGGCCAGAAGAACUUGCUAUCCUCAAUCUCCUUGGUCUUCUUAAAUUUGCUCUCAAACGCUACGAUGAAUCCCAGGAACACUUUCUCGCGGUCCUUGAAAAGGAUCCCGAUAACCUCAACGCAUUGGCUGAUAUGCAACAUGUAUUACAGGCACUAUACAGGAAGAAGGAUGCUAGAUGCUACCAAGAUAAGUGGGAAGGUUUAAUUGACCAGGAUGCAAGACAGAAACGCAUCAUCAAGGCUCGAGCAAGAUGUCUUGCUGAACAGGCUUAUGUGUAUGCUGUUGAUAUGCAUACAGAUGAGAACUGUAACAAGAGGUACGAACAAUCCAAUGUCAUCUUUAGAAAAGCCCUCCGAUGUGCAGGGGAAAUGGUGGACACAUCAGAAACGGAUUUCUGGGAGUUUUUCAUUGCCAAAAACUUGCAUAAGCUUUUCACUGGGCUGAGAUACAGAGAUAACUACUCCAAAGCUAAUAAACUAAUGGAAAGGGUUGUCGGUUUGUUCUUUAAGAUAGCAAAUAGGAACCCGGGUGAUUCUGAAUAUCAGUGGGAAAGCUGGCGGCAUUUAGCUGAUAUAGCAAGAAUGAUAAAGACUAUAAAACAUUUCACUUACAGUCAUUUUCAGCCUCAACUGUUAAAGGACUGUAUAAAUGAUCCUGUGAUGUGUAUGGAAAGAGCAAUGAUAAUCAGUCCAGAUAACCCAAGGCUUCUUGCUCGUUAUGCAAACUUUGUGUAUUCGCUAAAGAGAGAAAAUUGCUAUAAAAAGGCACUUGAAAUGCUAUAUACAUCAAUCCGUCUUGAUGACAGCUGCUAUAACUUUUACGCUUUCAGCACAAGGGGCAUGAUUUAUGUAAAAAGCUAUCAGUGGCAAAUGCGAAAGUACAAAGAAGGCGGUGGACGAUUUUUUCUGCCACACCCUAACAUGCUGGAAAAUGCCAAGGCUGACCUUGAGAAAGCAAUUGAAUUUCGCAAUACAGCAUGGGAUUUGCUAAAUUUGGCCACUGUUUAUCACCAUCUCGCUAAAUGUGAUACAGUGGUAUCCCCAGAUAAACAACGACAGUAUCUUGUACUAGAGUUAGAGACCCUAAAGCGAUGCGAGGAUUGCGGUGAUCACAGUGAAAGACGACAAAAGUUGCAACAGACCUUUGGGAGAUGCUUCUUUGAUUUGGGUGAAUACCGUGAGUCUAUUGAUUGCUUUAAAAAGGCUGUGGUUUUGGAGUCAGCAGGGACACAAUAUUCAGGAUAUUUUCGAGAAAUGUUUUGCAGUUACCUUUCACUGCUGAGAAGUGAAGACAGAGAUGAAAAUGCUCAGCCUAUUCUAGAGGACAUGGUUCAGUCCAUGAGGAAGGCCAUGACAAAGUACGGAUCCGGCAGUUUGACUAGAUAUUGCUUUACUCUUAAUCUAAAUGAGGAAUAUGAUCAUGAACUGCAGAUGCUGUAUAAUUACUGUAAGAAGAUUGACGAUAAUAUGGAUAUUUUGGUUUUACUGAGACCAGCUGAGAUGUCACCACAAUUUGCACCUGUUGGACCCGGUGGUACUCUCAAGGGGCCAUGGGAAAAGCCGAUCCCACAAUCAACAUUGGAUAAUUUGGCUAGAGAGUCUAGAACACAAGCAUCUGAUGCUGUGACCAAGAAGAAUGCAGGUGGUUCACUGGGUUUAGGAUCAGACACUCAGGGGGGUGGAAGAGGUUUAGAGACACUUGUGAGUGGAGUUGAGGGUAUGAAGGUCAGAAAUUUAUCGGGUCAAGUGCUUCCUGGCUACAGAAGUGAUGUCACCAGAUUGGCAGCUUCCCAGUUUGAAAAGUCAGACACCCUGAAGGAGGAUGAAGGUAUAGGGCCACUUAUGAGUGGAAUCGGGGGCACGAAGGUCAGAAAUUCAUCAGGUCAGAAGCUUUCUGGCAGCAGAAGUGAUGUCACCAGAUUGACAGCUUCCCAGUUUAAGGGGUCAGACACCCUGAAGGAGGAUGAAGGUAUAGGGCCACUUAUGAGUGGAAUCGGGGGCACGAAGGUCAGAAAUUCAUCAGGUCAGAAGCUUUCUGGCAGCAGAAGUGAUGUCACCAGAUUGACAGCUUCCCAGUUUAAGGGGUCAGACACCCUGAAGGAGGAUGAAGGUAUAAGCCCACUUAUGAGUGGAAUCGGGGGCACGCAGGUCAGAAAUUCAUCAGGUCAGGAGCCCCCUAGUGGAAACAUGAGAUUGGCAGCUUCCCAGUCAUGCCAGUUUGAAGGGUCAGACACCCAGGAGGAGGAGCAAGGUAUUGGGCCACUGGUGAGUGGAGUCGGGGGCAUGAAGAUCAGGGUCCAAUCAGGUCAGGAUGUCCAAGAACCAGGAGCACAAUCUCAGCCACCUGCUGGGUCUCCAUCGGGCGCAUUGAGUCCUGACAAAGAUCAAAAGUUCUUGUAUGAUUUCUAUGUUGCACACGGAGAGAGUGACGAAAAAUGGGUAGAGGACACCAUUCUCCAUGAGUUAAUGAAGGGGCGAAACUUAAAGGGAUGCACGUAUAAAAAAGAUGCAGACCUGGGGUCUUAUGUAUAUUCGGGUAAACUCGAUCUGAUGAAGCAGUGUGCCUGUAUUUUGGUCCUCCAUGGGGAAGAUUUUAAAGAUGGGCAGUACUUAGUGCAACAGACACUCAAAUUAAAAAAGGAAUAUGGUAUAAAUGUUAUUCCAAUAGAAAGGGAUGGAUUAUCGGUACCUGAUGAACUAAGCGUCAUGACAAGUUUUAAUGCCAGUGCUGAGAGAGUAGAUUGGAAUAGACUGGCGCAGUCCAUUAAAAACACGAAGGGGGCCCCUAGCUAUAAUAUGGGACAAGGACUGAAACAAUGAUGCUCCUGAGAAAGUUAGGAUAUACCGGUUGUGUGGUAAACUGGAACACAAGAAGCAGUGAGUGUGCCUGUAUUUUGGUCCUCCCUGGGGAAGAAUUUGAAGAGGAAGAGUACUUAGAGCAUCAAACACUGAUACAUCGAAAGAAAUGUGGCUGGACUAUUAUUCCAAUAGAAAAGGAUGGAUCGGUGGUAUCCAAAGAAAUGGGUGUCUUUAGAAGUUUUGAUGCCAGAGGUGGGAGAGGAAAUUGGGAUUCACUGGCAAAAACCAUUCAAAACAAAAGGGGUGCCCCUAGUUACACUGAAACAAAGGAAGCAUACAAUGGUUGAAACAAGAGAUUAUGGUCGUAUCACCCAGUAAAGGUUGAUCUUUGUAGCUACUUAGUUGUGGAUAAGUAGCAGUGGUGUAACCAGAGGGCAGGGUGAGCCCCCUCCCCCAGUAACCCGCUCAAUCAAAGUACUUCUGUUUAAUAUUAUUUGUUUUAUCUAUCUAUACACUAAUCAUCUUGAACAUGUGACCUACUGUACGACUUAACGUCCUAUCCAAAGGUUGAAGCAAAUGUUUAAUUGUUUUGCUAAAUGACGCAAGUGUCAAGACCAGGACUCGAACCUACACAAUGGUGAUCACAAACACAAGAGCUUGAGUCCAGAGUGCUUGAUGACCACUCAACUAUGUCAAGAAUGGAAAUUUGUAAAUGGCUAUAUCAGUAAUUGGCUAAAUAGAAGCCUCAUUUUAUGUUCACCUACAUUGCAAGGAACGCUUUUGUUUUUAAUUGUUUGGGUGUACCACCCUCACUGGAGGUUGCUCAGUACUUUGCUUAGAGGCACUGGACAUCUUUGGUAAUUGUCAAAGACCAGUAUUCUCACUUGGUGUAUCCCAACGUUAUGCAUAACUCAAAAAGUCUGUGACAUUUGGACUCAAUUGGUCAUCGAAUUUGCAAGAAAAUAAUGAAAGAAAAAUACCCUUUUUGCACAAAAUGU